Drosophila innubila is the source of this 1579-nucleotide messenger RNA. RefSeq lists its product as uncharacterized. The transcript has 7 exons. Bases 48 to 1388 code for a protein of 446 amino acids. The record is from RefSeq and is a predicted model, not a curated record. Lineage: Eukaryota; Metazoa; Arthropoda; Insecta; Diptera; Drosophilidae.
AUUGUAUUUAAAUUUUUAAAAAUUACAUGAGAAUAUUGUGUUAGAAUAUGAAGAACUAUAUUUAUUUUAAAGUUUAUUUAUUGUUCGUUUUUCCAGUUUAUUGCUAUGCUCAAGAUUAUGAAGUUGCCGAUGUUCAGUGUACGUUUUCCACUGUUGGUUCAGAUAUUGAAGACCUUAUAACGGCAACGCUGAAGAGACCAGUUGGAUUUAAGGGCGUUCCCAUAUUUGCUGAUGAUCGAAAUGGUGUCAAAGAUACAAAUCCCCACUGUAUUAUAUCAAGAGACAACAGCGAUGUGGAUGAGCGCACAUAUAGUCUGAGAAUAAACGAUUUCACACGAUGUGGCGUUCUUAAGCGGAAUGGCUUUGUUCAUGUCCGUAUUUGGUUUCCUCAAUUUCCUGGCGUUGUAAUGCAGUCGGAUCAGGAGCUAAUCAUUAUGUGCAAGCCACCGGAGCCAACUAUCAUUGAGAAUAAAGCAGCUGGAUUCGCUGGAUCAUUUCCCCAUGGAGCUCGUGUAUCCGGAGUCGUUGAGGAGACGCCGAAUAGAUUGGAAUACGAAGUGGCACUUUAUAAGGAGGCGCCACCAAUAGCACGCGUCAGCGGUACCAACAAUCCAGUUAGUUCAUCAAACGAUCCUCCCUCAUCCGUUGCCAGUGAACAGACCGUGGAUCAGGCGGUGCCUUUGGGAACCAAGCUCCAACUGAGGGCGCGUAUUAGCCAAUCGGUCUGGAAAUAUGUAAAGUUAAUGGAGGUUACCGUAUCACCAGAUCCAGAGAAUCCACAUGCUCAUGGUGCAGUGUCUCUGGUGCAUCACGGAUGUCGUAAUCGAGAGUUAGCCACCAUAAUACCACAUCAACCGGCCAAAUAUCGCGACAGACCCAACGAAGUAUUCCUGGACUUUGAGGCAUUUCUGCUGAGCUCGAUGAAGGAGAAGGCCACACUUUGGAUACACUCCCAGAUCAAGGCCUGCAUAGACAUGGCCGACUGUACACCUGAUUUCUGUGUGGAUUUAUAUGAGCCCUCUGGUCAUGGCCGUCGGCGGCGUCAGAUAGAAUCAACGACAUCAAGAUCAACAACUCCAAAGAUGCAACGUCCUCAUAGUGUAAGCAACACCACAUCUGGUUCAGAGUUUAAGCGAUUCAAAGAAAACAUCGAGUACACCGUUAUAAUGCCGGGGCAGGUUGAUAAAAAGAUGGGACUCUUGAUCGAUUUGACACAACAUUGCCGUGGCGCCCUCCUCAUUAGCUCGUUUUUUGUCUUCAUGAUUACGUUCUGCUUCACAAUGAGCUGCAUGUUGGCUUUUCGCGUUCAGGCCGAUAAAAAGCUGAGAUCACUUCAGUUCAGAUCGGGGUUCAACACAGGUUACGCUGGUCGAGCGGUUGUUCAAUAGACCCCCCUCUCAAUCUGAUCGCCGCAUAAUGAGAUCGCUCUCUGCAUUUACAAUUGAUGUACAUAUUCAUGCAUUUAACAUUACAAAUGUGCGUAAUGUACUCGUGUACCUUACAUUUAUUUACAUCUUUAGCGUCAAUUAUAUUUCAUUAAAAUAUCAAAAUAAAUUAAAUUUUCAAUUAUAGAACAGAA